AUGACAGCCCAUAGUGAAUCUAGCCCUCUUUUACAUAGCAAACCCAAUGCCAACGAUACACCCUAUACCCCCUCCACUUUAACUUCCUCAAGUACUGUGGUUUCUGCUUCACCUGAAGCUACUAAAGAUAGAACUACAGCAGUAGCAGCAGCUCUACAACGCCAUCAAGAGACGAGGGGUCUUUUUUAUAUGACCCUUUCCGCCUUAUUUUUCAGUUUUAUGUCCCUGUUGGUCUCUCUGACCGCGAAGACCAUUCCUUCUUUUGAGAUUGUUUUCUUUCGAGGUGUUGUGCAAACAUUUCUUGGUGUUAUAGCCUGUCGAUGCCUCAAUGUUUCACCCUUUGGAAAUAAAGGCGUUCGGUUUUUGUUGUUCUGUCGUGGAUUGGCAGGAUCCUGUGGAUUGGGGUUUUUCUUUUAUGCGUUGAGUGUCAUGCCUCUGGCAGAUGCGACCGUCAUCUUCUUUUUGGGACCUGUCUUCACGGCGAUCUUGGGUAGGAUUGUUCUCAAAGAGCCUUUCGGUCCAUUGGAUAUGUUGGCUUCUGUGGUUUCGAUGAUUGGAGUCAUCUUGGUCGCGAAGCCCUCAGUCCUGUUUCAUCAGGAUCCAAAGAGCUUCAGCGACAAUAAUCAUCAUCGACUCUAUGGUGCUUUGGCUGGGAUUUGUGGAGCAAUGUGCUCCGCUGUGGCAUAUGUGAUUGUUCGCAAGAUUGGAAAACAAGGUGCCCAUUCCAUGCAACACGUCGUCUACUUUGGUGUUGUGAGCUGCUUUGUAAGCAUGAUCGGUCUAUAUGCUCUCCAAGGUGGCUACAAAGCACCACAAGGUACUCUUGUGUGGACAGGCAUUAUCACCCUCGGUGUCGUUGCAUUUAUUGGACAGGUUCUUUUGAACUCGGGCCUACAAUUGGCGCCUCUGGGACCAGGAACUUUGAUGCGCAUGAACGAUAUUGUAUUCGCAUUCAUAUUCCAGAUCACCAUUCAGCAUGAAAAUCCCGAUUUCUUCAGCGUCUUGGGUGCCUCUCUCGUCAUGCUCUGCACCGGCGGUAUGGGUCUCAACAAAUGGAGACUCGAAAAGAAAAGACAACAACAACAGCAAUUGUUACAACAGCAGCAACAAGAGCAAGAGGCAUAAGACAGUCAUACCUUCUUGAUGAUUGUUCAUAUUUAUCGAGUAUACUUCUAGCUUUGUUUAGACAAUGUAUAUACAAUAGAACUUU
Molecule: messenger RNA, 1210 nt
Organism: Lobosporangium transversale
Lineage: Eukaryota; Fungi; Mortierellomycota; Mortierellomycetes; Mortierellales; Mortierellaceae
Exons: 4
Coding region: 1-1125 (374 amino acids)
Cellular component (GO): membrane
Source: RefSeq, a predicted model, not a curated record